Diplodia corticola is the source of this 1674-nucleotide messenger RNA. Its product is annotated as cytochrome p450. The transcript has 3 exons. The record is from RefSeq and is a predicted model, not a curated record. Gene Ontology annotation, molecular function: monooxygenase activity; oxidoreductase activity, acting on paired donors, with incorporation or reduction of molecular oxygen; iron ion binding. Lineage: Eukaryota; Fungi; Ascomycota; Dothideomycetes; Botryosphaeriales; Botryosphaeriaceae. Bases 1 to 1674 code for a protein of 557 amino acids.
AUGGCUUCCUCGGCUGCGCUCCCUUUGACUUCGGCAGUGCUCGGUUCAACUCUUUACCUGUCGAUUUUCAAGCUCCGCUUGGACAACUAUGGUUGGCGCCUUGUCGGCCUGUGGAAUUUGGCCUUGUCUCUGCUGUUCCUCUACCUCAUCCGCAGUCAUGAUUUCUUGACAACCACCCGUGUGGUCUUCACAUUUGCGGCCUCAUUCCUUUCCGGGUUUUUUGGCAGUACCGCCGUCUACCGUUUCUUCUUUUCGCCUCUGCGCCAAUUCCGCGGUCCGUGGCAGGGCGUGUUGACCUCUCUCUACAGACUGCACGCAGCGGUCAAGUCCGAUGCUCGUCUGUUCCGCAAGGUAGACAGCCUUCACAAGCAAUAUGGCGACUAUGUCAGGAUCGGGGCGCGUGAGCUCUCUAUCCUCAAUCCUUCGGCUAUCCCUCUCUUGUACGGAGCCAAGUCGCAAUGUAGACGGGCCACCUGGUACCACUAUGCGCCCGAAGCCGAGGAAGACAGACAGGUGCUACUCAUUACCGACCCCGCCCUUCACUCCUGGAGGAGAAGGAUCCUCGACAAAGGAUUCAGCAGCAAAGGCAAGCAGCCCACUCACAUUUCCGAGGUGAUCAACGAUCUUGUUCAAGCUUUCGAAGCCCGGGCCGGAACUUCGAUCAACCUGACGGAUUGGAUCAGCUUCUUUGCUUUCGACGCCAUGGGCCGUGUUGCUUACAACCAGGAAUUCGGCAUGGUCAAGGGCGGCAAAGGGACAGUCAGUAUCGAGGGCAAGGCCACGUCCGUCGAGGCGCUGCGUGCCACAAUGAAGAUGUACGGCAUCUUCGGCCCGGUGCCGUGGUUCUUCAAGAUGAUCAGCCAAAUCGGACUGAUCGGCGAGAUGGCCAUCUUCUUCCAGUGGUGCCACGACACCAUGCGCCUGAAGCAAAAGAACUUCGACGCCGCCAACGACACCCCCACCGACAUAGCCAGCUGGAUCAUCAAGACCCAAGCCACCUCCAGCACAUCCCCCUCCUCCGACCCCACCAAGCGCCAAACCCAGCGCUCCAUCGAAAACGACUCCAUCCUCCUCAUCCUCGCCGGCAGCGACACCGCCGCCUCCGCCAUCACCAACGCCCUCUUCUACCUCAGCCUCUCCCCAACCACGCUCGCCAAGCUGCGCUCCGCCCUCGGCGCCCUGCCCGACCGCUCGUUCCGCUCCCUCGCCACGUGCCGCUACCUCGACCACGUCAUCAACGAGACGCUGCGGCUGAAGCCGCCGGCGAUCGAAGGCCUCGUGCGCGAGACGCCCGCGGCGGGCAUCACGCUGCCGUCCGACGGCACAUUCAUCCCCGGAGGCACCGUCGUGUCGGUGCCGACGUGGACGCUGCAUCGGGACGUAAGGCUGUGGGGCGAGGAUGCGGACGCGUUCCGCCCGGAGCGGUUCGAGGGGCUGGAUCUCACGGGGGAGAAUGUGCCGUUCAUUCCGUUCACGCGCGGCGCGUAUACGUGCCCGGGGAAGCAGUUGGCGUAUAUGGAGAUGCGUGGGGUGGUGGCGGCGGUGGUGAUGGGGUUCGAUUUGAGCUUGGCGGAGGGGCAGGGGGCCGAGGAGUUUGAUGGCGGGUGUCAGGAUUCGUUUACGUUGGCGAAUCCGCCGUUGAUGGUGGAUGUGAGGAGGAGGGAGGGGGUGUGA